Penicillium malachiteum is the source of this 4644-nucleotide messenger RNA. Its product is annotated as putative ABC efflux transporter. The record is from RefSeq and is a predicted model, not a curated record. The coding region runs from base 1 to 4644 and encodes 1547 amino acids. Gene Ontology annotation, cellular component: membrane. Lineage: Eukaryota; Fungi; Ascomycota; Eurotiomycetes; Eurotiales; Aspergillaceae. The transcript has 4 exons. Gene Ontology annotation, molecular function: ATP binding; ATP hydrolysis activity; ABC-type transporter activity.
AUGGAGAAAGACGAAAUCGCUGCCGAGGUUAACGCGGAGAAAGUGGAGAUAGGACUCAGUUCAGUUCUCCAAGAUGCCGUUUACAAUUUAUCGCUUCGUGCUGUGAACCCAGUCGAUGUUACCGUGAAAAACCUCUCACUUGAUCUCGAUACGACGCCUCCUCUAUGGGAAACUGCGCCUUCGCAAGUCUGGCUUCGGAUUCGUGGCCAUAAACCCGAAAGCAAUGUCAAGAGAAUCUUGGAUGAAGUGAGUGCAGAAAUGCCAAGUGGUAGCUUAACAGCCAUUCUUGGUAGCAGUGGCUCAGGGAAGACAUCAUUGCUCAACCUUAUGGCCGGUCGAAUGUCUCUUUCCAAGGCUAAAGUAUCGGGAUCAACUACUUUCAAUGGCAACGCCAAUAUUGAAAGUGUGCGCAGCGCCUAUAUCAUGCAGGAGGAUGUUCUCAUUCCAACGUUGACUGUGCGAGAGACUCUGCGUUACUCGGCUGAUCUUCGAUUACCGCCACCGACAACGCAAGAAGAGCGUCAUGCUAUCGUGGAGCAGGUCAUCCUUGAGCUGGGACUCAAGGAGUGUGCUGACACAAGAAUCGGUACAAAUACACAUAAAGGAUGCAGUGGUGGAGAAAAGAGACGGACAAGCAUUGGCGUGCAAUUGUUGGCUAAUCCAUCCAUGCUAUUCUGUGAUGAACCGACCACGGGCUUGGAUGCAACUAGUGCGUUUCAGAUCAUGCGUACACUGAAGCGACUUGCGCAAGAUGGUCGAACUGUCGUUGUCUCCAUCCACGCACCUCGAUCUGAGACUUGGACCCUUUUUGAUAAUGUAAUUAUCUUGGCGCGAGGAUCUGCUUUGUAUAAUGGUCCCGCGAGCGAGGCGCUACCCCACUUCGAAAAAUGCGGUCAUGCUAUACCGCCAUUCGUGAACCCAGCAGAGUUUCUGAUUGACUUAGCUGCCAUCGACAACCGAACCAGUGAUUUAGAAGUUGCAUCUUACGCUCGUGUUGAGAAUCUUCGUACAGCGUGGCGCUCAGAACAGGCUGACCGAGUACCAUCGGCAGAGGAAAAGAAGACAAAUGUGGUACCUAUGCUGGAGUGUGUCGAUACAAGUGCUAUGAAGAAGGUAUCGUUUCGACGCCAGCUCAAUGUGUUGACAUCACGUACUUUCAUCACAACUAUUCGCGAUCCGAUGGGCGUUGCGGGUAGUUUACUGGAAGCGAUUGGUAUGGCCGUCAUCAAUGGUUGGAUCUUCCUGCAACUUGGUGAAACCCAGGCAGGGAUUCGCUCGCGAGAAGGUAGCCUGUAUACAGCCAGCAGUCUCAACGGCUACCUCAUCUUGCUUUAUGAGACCUAUCGAUUGACUAUUGAUAUUCGGCUCUUUGAUCGUGAGCGAAAUGAAGGUGUUGUCAGUGUUCCAGCAUUCCUGCUCAGUCGUCGAGUUGCACGAUUUCCCCUAGAAGAUCUCCCAGUCCCGCUUCUAUUUUCACUAAUUUUUUACUUCAUGGUUGGAUAUCGCGUUGAGGUAGGGCAGUUCUUUAUCUUCUUCAUUCUCACAUUUCUUACACAUUACAUUGCCGUGACAUUUGCUGCAGUGGCUAUUGGUGUGUCCAGGAACUUCCCAGGCGCAAGUCUUGUGGCCAAUCUGUCCUUCACCUUACAAUCAUUUGCCUGUGGAUAUUUUGUGCAAUCAAAUCAGAUACCGGUCUAUGUCAGAUGGUUGAAAUGGUGUGCCUACACAUUCUACAUUUUUGGUGCGUUAUGCGCGAAUGAAUUCAUGGGCACUGGUGGUUCGGAGCUGGGUCAUUUCUACGAUUGUCCCUAUUCCGAUGAUCCACAUGAUCCAGCCUGCAAGGAGUACACAGGGAAAUACAUUAUGAGCAGCUUAGGAUUUCCAUCUAAUUGGAUUUGGCGACCGAUCGUGGUGCUAGUUGCAUUUGCCAUUUGCCACUAUCUAGCAGCAGGCCUAUUGCUACAAUAUAAUCGGUUUUCAAUCGAUAUUGCUCAAGCCCGGAAGACAGAAGGCGACUAUUCUGCCAGCAAAGCAAAACUGACAAUUCGUCCGUCUGAGGAGACUCGAAGAUUGACUAUCUCGUUGGAUCAAUAUGCCUUGGAAAUUCGACAAGGCCGACGACCUGGCAAGGAAGCACAGACGCUGAAGAUCCUACAACCAAUCACUGCGGGAUUCUUUCCUGGAGAGCUAAAUAUCAUCAUGGGACCCUCCGGCAGUGGCAAGACAUCAUUGCUUAGUUCUAUCGCUCGCAGGCUACAUGGCUCUCUGGGAACCCAGUAUCGUGUCAAAGGCCAAAUGCUGUAUAAUGGUGCAGUACCAUCGGAAACGGUGAUUCGCUCAGUGACUUCAUUUGUUACUCAGGAUGAUGAUGCCUUAAUGCCAUCGCUGACUGUGCGCGAAAGCCUACGAUUUGCAGCGGGGCUCCGGUUGCCACAUUGGAUGACCCGAGAUGAGAAGAAUCGACGAGCGGAGGAAGUCCUUUUCAAGAUGGGGCUGAAAGAAUGUGCCGAUAAUCUCAUCGGAAGCGAGCUCAUCAAAGGUAUCAGUGGAGGAGAAAAGCGGCGAGUAACCAUCGCCAUCCAGAUCCUCACGAAUCCCAAAGUUCUGCUUCUGGAUGAGCCGACCUCUGGAUUAGACGCUUUCACAGCCAUGUCCAUCAUUGAGGUUUUACAGAGUCUCGCAGCCGAAGGCCGCACCUUGGUCAUGACCAUUCAUCAGUCGCGAUCCGACCUUUUCGGUCAUUUUUCACAGGUCUUACUUCUAGCUCGAGGUGGAUACCCAGUCUACGCUGGGUCAGGACAACAGAUGCUCCCACACUUCGCAGAAUUAGGCCACGACUGUCCGCGAACAACCAAUCCAGCAGAUUUCGUUCUGGACCUUAUCACCGUGGAUCUCCAACAAGAAGAUCGGGAAGCGACUACCCGUGAGCGCGUUAGACAUCUUAUCUCUUGCUGGUCUAAUAAAACCUCGGUGCUUAAUCGUGUGGCAUCGCAAAUUGCGACUCCUGCUGAGCUUGGUAGUCUGCGUCGACAAAUGCUCCCAUUCCGUGUAACUUUUCCACUGGUACUGCGUCGCUCAUUCAUCAACUUUUGGCGCCAGCCGCCACUAGUCAUGGCUCGGUCGAUGCAGAUUGUUGGAAUUGCUAUAAUCAUGGCCUUGUUCUUCGCACCUCUGAAAAAUGACUAUGCCGCUGUUCAAUCGCGAAUGGGAUUUGUUCAAGAGUUUGCAGCAUUGUACUUUGUUGGUAUGCUUCAAAAUAUUACAAUAUACCCAAACGAGCGCGAUGUGUUCUACCGCGAAGAAGCAGACAACUGCUAUUCCGCAGAGACAUUCAUCCUCGCGUACACAACAAUUGAAGUUCCGUUCGAAAUAGCUUCAGCACUCGUCUUUGGCGUCCUAGCAGCUUUCGCAGAUAACCUGAAGCGCACGGCAGAGAUGUUCUUAAUCGGUGCCUUUAACUGUUUCUGCAUUAUUAGCUGCGGAGAAUCGGUUGGAAUCAUGUUCUGCACCUUAUUCUCUCACGUUGGAUUCGCCGUCAACGUGACAUCGAUCCUCCUAUCUAUCUCGACUAUUCUUGGUGGUGUAAUGAGUUUGAAUGUCAACGACGUCUUGCAGGGUAUCAAUCAUCUUUCGCCUAUCAAAUACUCUAUCGCCAACUUGGCUCCUUACUCGAUGCAUGGUCAGCCGUUCCACUGUUCUGCAGCUGAGCAACUCGCGGACGGAAGCUGUCCUAUUGAUAAUGGAGAGCAGGUACUGCAACUCUACAAUCUUCAUAAGAAUGGACCGAUGAAUAUCAUGGCGUUGGGAGUUUGCACCAUAAUCUACCGCUUCGUCGCAUAUGCUUUGAUAAAGCUGAUGCGAUCACAACAGGAUCUCAAAGACAUAGAACAACAAUUACGCCAAUCCCAUGCGAUGGAGCGAUUUUCAGUCCGUCGAAUUGAUGGAAGUAUAAUCCAAAUUUCCAAUCCCAUGUAUCAAGUACAGAAUCCUAUCUGGAAACCCUAUGUGAAGUACCAAGAAUAUUGGCAACUUGUGAAAACACAACCCAACGGCCCAGUUGAAACUUACCUAUGCUCUUACAUUGUGGAUUGGAGCAAUCAGACUGCACGAAACUUCCGAGAGCUUACAGCACAACCUAUGCAAGUCUUUAACGAGAAACACUUGUUGUGGCAGAAUAGCAAGACCUGUAAGGACUUGGCAGCCUUGGUCCAAGAUACACUCGGUACAAACACUGUGAAGAAAGUUCUCUGCUUCGGGCUUGGUGAUUUUUGCCGCUCCGCGCCUGAAUGGCUCAAAUGGCAGCAUGGCUCUUGGGAUGAGAACUCUGAGGGGGAAAAUGUUGUGGGUUGUAUGAUCCAGCAUUCAAUGGCUCUCACUAUCGCUCAACUUUGUCGUCAUGGCAAUAAAACAUUGCCAUUACUUGCUCAGGACCCAGAUUAUACAAAGUUCACGGAAGAGAUCCUGACCAAGAAGGAAUUCAAGAUUGUUGGAACACACGGUGCAGGAGGAUUCGCGGAAAUUGACGAUGAAUCGAUCAUAAUAUCACCCUUUGCUGCCGCCCCAGUCAAGCAGAUUAUCGCCGAUCUUGCUCGGCCUGUGCUUAUUAUUUCCACCGGCUUUGGAGUCUUCAAUGACAAUGAGUAA